Messenger RNA from Musca vetustissima, 9885 nucleotides. RefSeq lists its product as uncharacterized. Lineage: Eukaryota; Metazoa; Arthropoda; Insecta; Diptera; Muscidae. Gene Ontology annotation, cellular component: histone acetyltransferase complex. Bases 1 to 9867 code for a protein of 3288 amino acids. Gene Ontology annotation, molecular function: protein binding; histone H3 acetyltransferase activity. Gene Ontology annotation, biological process: chromatin remodeling; positive regulation of transcription by RNA polymerase II. The record is from RefSeq and is a predicted model, not a curated record. The transcript is spliced from 13 exons.
AUGAUGAUGCUGAAGACAACUAUCAUCAACAUCACCACCAACUACAGCAGCAACAAUUGUGACAACCAACAACAACAACAACCGAAUAGCCACAAAAUUGUAGAUUAUACAACAACACUAACAGAUGAACAUUUGGAUCUAUUGAAAAAUAUUAAAUUAGAACCAAACGAAGAAGAGGAAGCAGAAGCAGGAGAACACCAAGCCUUAACAACUACAACAGCAUCAGCAGUGGGAGAAGAAGUAUUAACAUUAGAAAAGGAAAAACAGGAAUUCAUACAGCCAGAGGAACCACAAAGAGAAGACGAGGAAGAAGGAGAAGAAGAAGUUGAACAUCACAGUCCAAGAAAUUACAACAACAAUAAACAUUUAACCAAUCAUAACGACGAUAAUCAAAAUAUCGAUGAGGAGGAACAGCAACAGCAGCAACAAGAACAAGAGGAAACCGAUAAACACACAACAAAACUAAAUAAGAAGGGAAAGGACGAAGCAACAAGUGAUCAUCAGGAAGUGGUGGUGCGAACUGCUGUUGUGGAUGUAAAAAAGGAUACACCACCUACUCAUCCAGGACAAAUUUCCGCCACACAAUUACAUUUGCUAUCGGAAAAACUAGCCAAACACAAUAACCACACAAUAGCGGCAGCAGCAGCGGCGGCGGCCUCAGCUUCGACGGGUGGCGCAUCUUCUCUAACACAAUACCAUCGUAAUCACAUCGAUGAAGAAGAGCCCGUCUUAAGUCCCGAAGAUAAGGAGAAUUUUUGUCGUGCUCUGGGUGUAGUGCCCACAGAAAGUUUACAUUUAUUUUUGCCACAAAAUCACCACCAUCAUCAUCAUAACGAAUCGGGUGGAACGGUAGCAGCAGUAGCACACACUCAUCACCACACUGAUCCAUUGGUGACAAGUGUAUCGGCAAUAAAAAAAGAAAAAGACAAGAAAAAAACAACAACAACAGUAUCUGCUAUAAAGCAGCAGGAUAUGGCACCAGCUACAAAUAUGAAAUUACCAGGACGUCAAACAAAUAAUUCUCUUUCCUCGCUAACAGGCAACAUCUUUAUACCGCCUGCCUUGCAAGAUUCCUCUUCAGCCGGUGGCGGCACCGGCACAACAUCUUCUUCCAACACCACAACAAAAGCAGCCGUAGGAGGAGGACGUAAAUCAAAAUCGAAUUCCAAAGCAAAUCAAGAGACACCGGCUUCAACGACAGCAUCGGCAGCGGAUACAUCUAAAGAAGAUGAGACCAGCAACACCAUUAACACAAAUUCCAAGACCAACAUCUCUUCACAGAGUUCGGAAAAAAGUGCCGAUGACUUUACCGAAAUGGAGGAGGUGUUACAAAUUGGCAUGCACAAAGUACUGGUCUAUGUGAAAAAUCAUCGUGAUGCCUGGCCGUUUAUGGAUCCCGUGGAGGAGGAUAUUGCACCCAGAUAUUAUUCCAUAAUUAGGAGGCCCAUGGAUCUCCUCAAAAUGGAAGACAAACUGGACAAUGGCGAAUAUCAGAAAUUCAGUGAUUUUCGCAAUGAUUUCAAAUUAAUUGUAAAUAAUUGUCGGUUAUAUAAUGGCAAUGAUAAUGAAUAUACCGAAAUGGUAAAUAAACUACAAGAGGCCUUUGACAAAGCCACCAAAAAAUAUUUCGAUCAUCUAUCCGACGAUGACGAGGAUGAUCCAAAUUUAAGUUAUCCGGCGGCUGAUUCCAAAAUGAAUGUAUUUCGUGAGAAGUAUUUCAAUAAGAAGGCCAAAGAUAAGGAGAAUCAAGAUACUACUAUGACCAGCAGCAGUGGUGGUGGCAAUAAAAAAUCGGGACAUAAAUCUCAGGAACGUAAAAAUAAACAUGCAAAAAAAUCAAAUAAUAAUGAUGACGGCGACGAAGAAGACGAUGAAGGAGGAGAACAUCCACAGCAUCAUCAUGAACAUGAACACGCCGGUGACCCAGCGGCGGAAGAUUUGGAAGGCGAAAAUGGUGAGCAUAAAUCGUCAAAACGCAAAAAGAAAGAUAAAGACAAAAAACGUAAACGAAAAUCAAAAUCAAAUAAAAAAGGUGAUAAAUCAAUACAAAGCGGCGACGAGGAGGAAGAAGAAAUGGAUGUGGAUGAAGAAGAGGCGGCGGCAGCGGGGGAUGAUCUGGAAGAAAGUCGCAACUCUUCAAAGAAGUCAAAAAGUUCCAAAGAUUCCUCUUCGAAGAAAGAUCGAAAAUCGAAAAAAUCCAAAUUGGGUAAAUCGAAGAAAUCAUCCAAGAAAAAGAGUUCCGGCAGUGGCAGACAAAAAGAAGAUGAAUAUGAUUUUUCGGAAGAGGAAAAUAUGCUGGAGAUGGAGUCCGAAGAAGAACCACCUGACAAUGAAGACGAGGAUGAAAGUUAUGAAAUGAAGUCGUCGACAAGUAAACGUGCGAAGAAUAAGACAAAAGAAAACAAGACAAGUAGCAAAUCCAAUCAAAAGAAAAAGAAUUCAGGGAAGAAGAAGGAAAAGAAACCGAAAACUAAAACGAAAGGUCGGGGCAAAAAUUCCUCCAAAAUGACAGAAUCCGAUGAGGAGGAGGACGAAGAUGAGUCAUCAAGUGAUGAAGAAGCCGGAUUACCACAGGAUGAACUUGAGGAAGAACCUCCACCGCCACCACCACCGGCAACACCCAAGGCAUUGAAUAAACGGAAAUCUUCAAUACCCUCCAACAAAGAUCUUCCACCUCCGGCCGUGGCCGCUUUGGAAGCAUCCGCCUCAGAACUGGAAGAGGAAGUUCACGAUGAUGAUGACGACUCGCGUAGUAUGUCACCGUUUAAAGUUGAUCUACACAAAAAAUACUCAAAAAGUGCCCUUAACGAUGAUCUAUCGGAAUUGUUGACAACGGUCAAGAAAGUGCAAAGCACCCAAUCAAAUGUUGCCCCAGCAGAUUCCGAUAGAGAGGAUUUCAAAUCGAUAACUAGUCAUAGCUCAGAAGAGGAGCAGGAGGAAGAAGAAUCGCGUGAACCUACGCCAGAACCACCCAAAAGAAGGGGUGCAACCGGCGGACGUAGAGGAGGCGCGCGGGCCACUAACAACAGUAAAGCAAAGGAAACUAAACGUAAACGUUCCAUAUCCUCUUCGUCAUCGUCUGUGUCGAAUGAUAAAAAGAAAAAGGAUCCGGAAAAAGAUGCAGCAGCAGCUGCUGCAGCGGCUGAACAAGCCGAGCUGGAAAUGCUACUGCCUUUCCUGGAUAAGUAUGAGCUAAUUAAAUAUCGUAGAAGUAGAGCUUUGUUAAAUCAACAGAAUACAGAGACCAAACCAGCUGCAACCAGUAGAACAAAUAGUUCACGUAAAAAAGAUUCAGCUGCGUCGAAAAGAUCAGAGGUAGAUAAGACACCAGAUAAGCCGGCAGAGACCACCACGACCACUGGUAGGGGUAGGAAAUCUCGUGACAACACCAAGAAAGCCAAGAAAAUUUUAGAAAAAUCUUUGAAUAAAGAAGAAAAGACAAAAGAUGUGAAAACACCAUCUGCAGUGACCAGUAAACCUGAGGAGGAUGAAAUGCUCACCAAUAAAAAAGAAAUUGCCCCAGUCGCAACGACAAAAGCGGAGGUACAGGAAGAAAAGAAUUAUUUAGAAAAAGAAGAAAUACCAAUACACGAAGAAAAAUUGUCCUCCCAGCCAGCCAUUGAAGAUAAGACCCCCAUAACGGAGAAGGAGGAAGUAAACGCACGAGUAGCAACUCCAACUCCACCCAUAACCGAAAAUAAAGACAAGAAACCUUUAACGGCUGUUGACAAAUUACCACCCAAGAAGAAGGACAAAUUAAAGGCUUUUGUAAGGGAACCAACACCACCACCUCCAUUAGAAAUGGAAGUGGCGAAUGAAGCUCCACUACAAGUUCCCCUACCCGAAGUAGUAAUAGAACCACCCAAAGUGGAAGAACUGAAGAUCAUCGAGGAAAAACCGCAACCACCUCCACCACCCAAGAAAGCUUUACAAAAGAAGGCCUCAGCCACAAAUCAAGCGGGAGGUGGUGGUAAAAGGGGCGGAAAGAAUAAUAAAAAUAAUUCCAAUAAUACCACCACUAAUUCCUCAUCAGCCAAUAUGGAAGCCUUGGAUGUGGAGACCGAACAAACCCUCAAGGACAUCAAUCGUUGGCUGGAGCACACCCCACGUUUUUCGGAAUUCUCUUCAGCCUCAAAUUCGCCAUCACGAUAUAUGAUGGAUGAUUUUGAUGCUACAAUAUCGGCAAAAUUGGAAGAGCCAGCCGGAGCCAAGGAUGAUCUUAUGCCGGUAAAGCUGCAAGAAGCCUUCGAUGAACUGGUGGCCGACAACAACUCUUCGUCUGAUUCGAAUUUACCAAAGAAAGAUAUACUCAAUGAAUUGUUACCCACAGCCACUAGCAUGGUCAGGGCAACCUCACCUCCCCAUUCCACCACAUCAGGUCAUUCUGUGGGUAGCACAUCAGUGAAUGCCUCAUCGAAUUCAUCGUCGAUAAAUGCUCCCUCUAUAGCGUCGUUGAAUUCGGUGGCAGCAGCCAAUACACCAUUGUUGAUUCCCCCACCCACCACCAUAGCUCCUUCUCUGACCACGGUGACAAUGCCCAAGCCCAAGGAGCCCUCAACGACACAACUCCUACUACAUCCACCACCACCGCCACAUAUCAAAAAACAAAUGGCCAAGGAGGAUAAGAGGAAGUCGUUGAAGGAAAAGCUACAAGCCUCCUCGAAUUCCCGGCGAAAGGAUAAUCUCCUUAGGACCAUAGACCGGCUGCAACCUGGCAAAGCCAAGGGCAAUUUAAUACAAAAUGUUAAUAAACCUGAUGAGCUAUUUGCAUUGGGGCCCAAUGCAUCUGGUGGUCCCAUUAAGACGAAGGAAAUUAAAAAUGCCCUGAUUGUGGAGACGGCCGACAAUGUACCCAAACUAAGUUUGGGUUCCGUGAUAAAAACUGACGAUUUUUCCAUUGGUUCGACGCCCUCGUUCAUUGAUGAAUUGGCCAGUAAAACGGUAAACAAAGCUGCAUUAAGUCCUGCCUUGGGUUUGGGUGGUGACAAGGAAAAAGAUGACAAAGAGGAUCAAAAAUCAAAGGAUCAUGUAUUGGAAGGUCUAUUGCCUUUUCCAAAGGUAGCAACAUCAUUGUCUUCUGGUGAUAAAGAAAAACUUGAUGAGGAAUUAAAAGUCGGUGAUAAACCCAGGCCUUUUGAGGCCUUAUUGGUGGCUGCAAAAACAUCAACGGCAAAGGCAACAGAUGUUAAUGUCAAUGCCACCACCGCCAACACAGGUGGUGAGGGUAAAUCGUCGACCAAGGAGAAACCAAAUUUAAGCGCCUGGUUUAAGGCAUUUGGGGCUCCAAAGAAAUGCAAAAAGUCAGAAGAAGAAGAAAAACAAAAUCCAGAUGCAGCUGGUGCAGAUGAAAAGGGUUCAGAUAAAUCUGCUGCAGCAGGAGGGGUACUUGGUGGUGCAUGUAACUCCACCAUAGGUUUGGCUACAAAUCCAGCCAAUAAAAGUCCGACGACAGCAGGAGCCGCCCCCAGCACCUCCUUAAUUGGUGACACGUUUUCAUUGCCCUCUGCACCACGGCAACGCAAGGGUAGUACGGGUAGCACCAUUUCCGAGCGGUCUAGUUUUAGUCAAGAUCCUGAUUCACCACGUAUUACCAUUGAGGAUCGUUACGGCGGCUAUAACACGGGAAGUUAUACAUCUCCAAUUGGAGCAUCUCCAAUAGGCGCAUCGCCCAUUAUGGUUUCACCCAAACCGGAUGAAAUAACAAAACCUUCCUCACCCUAUCCCCUGAAUGGUACAAUCAAAGUUAACUUUUAUCAAGACACCACGACGAAAAGUAGUCCCGAUAAGAGUUGUAGUCCCCGCGAAAUGCCCUCACCUUAUCCUCAGUAUUCCCAGCAUAUUUAUUCAUCGGCCUCAUCGCCAAAUGUUUCGACACCGGAGUUAAGUGGCACUUCACCAUAUGGGGGUGCAAAUAGUUACAAUCCUUCGGGUUCAGAGGCCUCGAAGACACCGGUCUAUUCCUCCACAUCACCAUUGCCGAAUUUGUAUGAUCAAUAUAAGCAACCACGUAGCCAGGAAUCGGAUUAUAAUAGUUCAAUGAGUCCCAGUACACCCAAUCCACAUUCGCCUUAUCAGCAGAAUCAGAAUUCACCAUAUGCCACGCCGCACACCACACCCCAGCCACAUCAGAGUCCUUAUCAUCCACCCAAUUCACCUUAUCAAGGAGCUGCAUCUUCUGCGGGACAGGGACCACAACAACAAUCCCCCUAUGGUGCUGCUGGUGGUGGCACGGCAACACAUCCGGGAACAUUGGCCCACAGUCCGGCCCAUACACCACAGAUAACUGGUGGUGGAGUUGCUGGUGCUUCUGGUUCAUCCAGUGUACAUUCACCGUUAAAUCAACAACACAGUCCAUUACCCAACAUUGAUUCGCCAGCCUCUUCGGCUGCCACUCAACCACCCACACCCUUGGCUAAUUCACCGGCUGAGCAAUCACAACAAAAUUCACCCUAUCAACAACCCGUUAUGUCACCGUAUCAACAACAACCACCCAGUGUAGGUACACAGCCUCAGCAAGCAGUGGCCCAAACUCCUCCCCAACCACCCACAUAUGGCCAGUCUAAUAUGACAAGUCAUAAUUAUCAUGGCUUAGGUGGCGGCAGCAGUUAUGGCAAUGAUUUGACAAAGGAUCAGCAGCAGCAACAAAAUUCAAAUCUUUAUAAUACAAAAAUGGAGAAUUCCACGUCCUCGGUGGGUGGAUCUCAAUCUGCUUCUUCUUUGGGUGUCAAUUCAAAUGCCUAUCAACAACAUCAAGUCUCUCAACUGCACAAUCAAAAAGAAGAUGCCUCUUCUAAUGCCUCCCAAAACCCCUCAGCUGAUAGUCUACAAAAUCUCUUCAACUCGACAAUGCUAAGAGGUGGACCCCACAGCAAUGAGAAUAGUAACCUGAGCGAUAUAAAUAAGUCAUCCACAGCAAGGACUAAUGAUUGGAGGGAUAGCAACUCCGCCACCACCACCACUAACAACAACAAUAAUAGUAACAAUAACAGUAGCCAACUCGGUCAGCAUCAGCCAAUGGCGACUAGUAAUCAAAAUUCUCAGUCAUCUAAUAGCCAGCAACAUGUCAAUCUUUUAUCGCAUUUGAAUAGCCAACAGUCGAGCUCACAACAACAACAGCAACAGCAUUCUUCAUUGUUAUCCAACAAACCCAGCUAUCCUACCUAUGCCCAAUAUCAAGCGGAGGCGGCGGCUAGUAAGAUGUUGGCGGCCAACAGUAACACCACAACGGAGGAUACUCUCAAAGAUACUCAGAAAUCGAAUUCCACUGCUUUCAGUGCAGCUAAUCAUUACGGUUUAAAUACUAAUUCCAGCAACACUACUAACAACAACAACACAAAUAGCAAUACUGCUGGAGGUGGUGCUGCUGGGACGGGCGAUAUGGCAGCAUUUAUGCAGCAUAUGCAUCAACAGGUACAGGCCCAUAAAAGUUCAUUGAGUACAGCUGGAACGACGGCGACAAAUACACAACAACAGCCACAACAACAUGGACAACAAUCACAUACACAACAACAUCAACAACAAAUUGGACAACAAGUUGCCCAGCUGCAGCCCAACACCUUGAAACGAAGUGCCGACAAUCUGCUAGAAAUGGAUUUUGGCACGGCCAGGAAACAACAAAAAUGUGAAGAUACCAGCGGCAGUAAUUCGGCACGACUGGGCCAGCAAACGAAUAGCAAUACAACAACAAAUGUUACACCACAACAACAGCAGCAACAGCCACAUCAGCAGAGUACAUUAUCGAGCCAGGAUCCCCAACAACAGCUAUCGAAAUAUUCUCAAAUGUUCGAUUCGUUUUUGGGUUCCAUGGCCUUUGGCAAGCAUUUUGGUAAUAUAGCUCCCGAGAAGGCAUUUGCCAUGUAUAAUCAGGCGGCAUCGUUGGGUUUCCCCAAGGACUAUACCAAAGACAACCAACAGAAUGCAGCAACAUUGCAACAGCAGCAGCAACAACAACAAAAAUCUCAAAUGCAAUCAGAAACAAAUAAACAACAACAGCAGCAACAACAUUUGAAUGCCAGUAGCCAUUUGAUGCAUCAACAACAGCAGCAGCAAAGCGAACAACAACAACAACAUACGCUGCAGCAGCAACAACAAUCGAUGCAACAACAGCAACAAAAUAAAACAGCAUUGGAUAUAUUAAAGGCCAGUUUGAAUUACAAUACCCUGCAAAAUACGAAUCCAACAACAGCCAAUAGCAGUUUACAACAAAUGCAACAACAACAACAAAUGGCACAACAACAGCAGAAGACCGCAGACAGUAUGCAGCAACCUUUGAAUAUGUCCAAUAACGAUAACACCUAUAUGCAACAACACAGUCUUUAUGGCAGCGCCAACAACAAACUAACACAAAACUCUCAACAACAUCAACUCAGUUACGGCCAACAGCAACAAUCACAUCAACAACAACAACAUUCGAAUAGCAGUGAUAAAAAUUCCACCAGCUCCAGUUCCCUCUCCUCGACAGGCGCCACAAAUCAUGAUUCCAAUUCAACAUCAAAUUCAUCAACUUCCAACAGUACUCUUCUAUCGGCCAUGACCUCGUCCUCGGCUGCCAGUCAUCAUCUAUCACACACACAUCAUUUGGCGGCCUAUAAUAAACCCACACCUCCGCCACCACCAACACAGACCUACAACAAUCCUGCCUCGUCUCUGCUACAUCCCCUGGCUACAAAUUAUUAUGAUAAAACCAUGCCGCCGGCGGCCCAUAGUACCUAUAGUACAUCUAGCAGCAGUGCCAGCAUUUACGGUAAUCCGCAUCAAAUGCCCACGGCGGCAUCAGCCACAACAAAUUAUUUACAUAAUUUAAGUGGAGCCCCACAACAACAACAACAGCAGCAACAGCAACAGGUUGUUGAGCCACAAAAACCAGCCCCAGCCAAAAGGGGACGAAAGAAGAAGGCAUCCACAAUUGCAGCGGAGCAGGCGGCAGCACAAGCCAAAUUACAACAACAGCAGGCUCAAGCCCAGGCUCAGCAGCAGCAACAACAACAGUUACAGCAACAACAACAACACCAUCAGACACAGCAGCAACAUCAUCAAACCUCACAACAACAACAUCAUCAAAGCCAACAGCAACAACAACAGAAUCUUUAUAACAAUCCCGCCUCACAAAAUUCCAAUUCCGCAGCUGCCGUGGCCGCAGCAGCCGCCGCUGCAGCAGCUGUACCCACGCCCCAUCAAUUACAGGCUCUACAAAGUUUUCAACUUUAUGCCGGUCUUAAAUCAACCGGUGUUGGUUCACCAUUAUCCGCCAGCUCCAAUUCCACAAAUUCCUCCCUAACAACAUCGUCGUCCAGCUCAGCCUUAGAUGCUGCCGCUGCCCUAUCCCUGAAAACAGCCGCCGGAUUGGUACCCGGUAGUGCUUUCAAUUUCGGACACACUGCAGCCAGCACACUGGGCCUUUAUGGCGAUCAAACGGCCGGCUCCAGCUAUUUAGAUCAAUUUCGUGAUGCCCCCAACCCAUACUAUAUGGCACCCGCUCCCGCCCAUCGCAGCAGUAAUACUGCAAAUGAUGCCAGCAAUUCAGUGAGCGCCGCCAGUGUUAUGGAUAAGACGCAAUCGGCUUUAAGUCCCGCCGCAGCGGCAGCAGCUGCUGCAAAUCCUUACAGCUUUUUGACACAUCCUACCACACGGGCCGCUCCAUAUCCCUUUAUGAAUGCUGCCUCACAGCUAGACGGUAACAGUCAAUUGUAUCAACAAUAUUUCAGACGUGAUGAUUAUCGGAUGAUGUCAUUUCCAUCGUUGUUAACGGGACCGGCAGCAGCAGCUGCGGCAGCGGGUUAUGGUCAACCACCGCCAUCGGCAUAUCGGCCAUCGACAUUGGGUAUACCCAAACCAUAUGAUGCUGCAAAUCCACGUUCAUGGUUCUAGCAGUGCGCCCAAGGCGGG